AUGAGGCGUCGUGAGCUAGAAUUUGUUGUCGGUGACAAGGUAUUCUUAAAAGUAUCAUCAAUGAAGGGUGUAGUGCGGUUUGGUAAAAAGGGUAAGUUGAGUCCUCAUGUUAUUGGACCUUAUGAAAUCGUGAGAAGAUUGGGGAAGGUGGCUUACGAGUUGAAGUUACCAUCCGAGAUGUCUAUGGUGCAUCCUGUGUUUCACAUUUUGAUGUUAAGGCUAUAUAAACCUGAUCCUUUUCAUUUCAUGAAUCACGAAGAGAUUGAGGUCAACGAGGGGUUGUCUUAUGAAGAAGAACCUGUGCAAAUCUUAAAUCAUCAAGUUAGGAGGUUGAGAACUAAAGAUGUAGCUUUUGUUAUAGUCUUGUGGUGA
This is a messenger RNA of Lycium ferocissimum, 372 nucleotides long. RefSeq lists its product as uncharacterized. The coding region runs from base 1 to 372 and encodes 123 amino acids. The record is from RefSeq and is a predicted model, not a curated record. The transcript has a single exon. Lineage: Eukaryota; Viridiplantae; Streptophyta; Magnoliopsida; Solanales; Solanaceae.